Uloborus diversus is the source of this 2499-nucleotide messenger RNA. RefSeq names its product transmembrane protein 33-like (gene Kr-h2). Bases 155 to 928 code for a protein of 257 amino acids. The transcript is spliced from 8 exons. Gene Ontology annotation, cellular component: endoplasmic reticulum; membrane. Lineage: Eukaryota; Metazoa; Arthropoda; Arachnida; Araneae; Uloboridae. The record is from RefSeq and is a predicted model, not a curated record. Gene Ontology annotation, biological process: endoplasmic reticulum tubular network organization; membrane organization.
UUUUGGUUUUUGAAGUUUAGGAUCUUUUUGUUGAUAAUUUAUGUGCAAUGCUAAAAUCAGGAAUAUUUUCCUGCGAUUUCUGACAAGUUAGAAUAAAUUAAAUAAAUCUUUUGAGCUUAUAUAGUGUUAAAAAGUCAUUUAAACAAAAUUAAGAAUGAGUGAAGAAGAAAGAAAUGAGAGAGAACAAGCCCCUUCACAGCCUCAAGGCUUACAAGUUGCAAUAAAUUUCAUGAUUGAAAAAAAGAUUGAUACUUUCUUAUGGUUGACCAGAUUGGGUACUAUAGUUUUUACUAUACUAUUUCUCAUUCCAUUGUUUGGGGUUAAUCCAUACACAUGUUAUCAACGAGCAUUGAUGAGUAAUGCUGCUACAAGUGCUUUUCGAUUGCAUCAAAGAUUGCCUCGUGUUCAGCUCACUCGAGAGUUUGGUGCAAUGCUUUUGAUAGAAGAUUCAUGCCAUUAUUUACUUUAUUCUAUUCUUUUUCUUUUUUCAUAUCCAGUUACACUAGCAUUGCUGCCUAUAUUUUUGUUUGCUGUACUUCAUUCUACUGCUUUUAGCAUCGGAAUAUUAACGAAAUUAGGCCUUUAUUCUUCUGAUUCUGUUACAUUUAUGCUAGGACUUCAUCAACAUCAUCAACCAAAAAUUUUUCGACUAAUUGCAUUUACGGAAAUUUGUUUAAUGCCAGUCACUGUAUUAUGGCUCUUCAGUGGAAAAGGAAAUUUACUGACACCAUUUGCCUAUUAUCGAUUCCUGACCUUCCGUUAUGCAUCUCGAAGAAAUCCCUAUAACAAGAGUGUCUUUCAUGAGAUGAAGGUCAUAGUGGAAUCUUUUGCCAAUACUCCAGGCCGUAAUCCCUUCUUGAAGAAUUUAUGCUCGAGAGCUGUGAGAUUUGUAUCUUACAUGGCACCUACUAUGCAAACACAGCAGUGAACUAUGGUUGUUUCUGAGUCAUGUGGUUAGAUCACUGCAUUUUAAUAUAUUUAUCAACUUUUCUAUUUCAGCUUUGAUAAAUUCCUGAAAUGGUUUCUUCAAAGCACCGGUUCACAGAAUGUUUCAUGGAAACACUAUUUAUGUUGUUAUAAUUUUCUUCUUUUUUUUUCUUUCCAUGAAUGUCACUAAGUAACACCUUUGGUCAUUAAUUUAUGCACGUAAAUGGUUUGUGUCACUGAGAAAGCAAUACACUUUUAUUCUUUUGUCAGAAAAUAAGACAACUAUAUGUGUGAGCAAAUGAAAAAUGUCUGCUUGGUGUAAUCAUAUUUAAAUCUUAUUGGUUAUUUUCUUUACAAGAAACCUUGAUUGAAAUUUAUAAGAAAGAAAAAUAAAGAAAGGUAAAAUGCUGGCAUGUAAGACUUUGGUCAAAGUACUACUAAUUGACUGUCCUAUUUGUGUACAAUACUCAUGCUCUAGGCACACAGUAGCAUAUUUAUAUUUAUUAAGGGCUGUUUCAGUUUGAGGCACAUUUUUUUUUUUUUUUUGCAUUAAAUUAACUUUAUGUGGAUGGGUAUUCAAUGAGUUUAGAACAAUUGCCUUAGCAGUGUUUAUGUAAAGAAUACUUUAAGGGGGGAAACCAGUUUCGACAGGUCAAAAAAUACAACUUUUUUUAUUUUAUAAAAUGUUAAUAAAACUAUUCAGGAAUAAGUUGUCAAAAUUUCAAUGAAAAAUUCCAAUUAGUUCCGAUGUUAAUGAUAACUUAAGUGACUGUGGAGCUUCAAAAACUUUCACAGCAGUUUUUUUUUCAAACGUGUGUUUCUCAAAACUUUUUUUCAACUAGUGGGCAUUCUAGCUCAUAGACUGAACCUAACUCUUGGAUGAUAUUAUUGAUAAAAAUACUUUUUUUAAUACAAGCAAUGUGAAAAAAAAAAAGGUAGGAAAACAUAACAUUGUAACCAAACACUUCAAAAACAUGCAAUUUUUAAUUGUUUUGAUCACAUUUAGGUUCAUAUUCUUAGGAGAUAUGUUGUUUACAAGGAAGAAAAAAUGUAAUGAUUAAUGUAAAAAAUUGGCUUUGGUAAUGCCCACCAGUAACAAACUCUGAUAGAAAGCAGCCAUCAACAGUAGCUUCUAACUCCACUAUGUCUGAUUUAAAUGACUUGAAAAAAUUACAAGGUGUGCUUCAAAAAUGAAAAAACUAGCCUCCAAGUUUAAAAGAAUUCCGAUUAUUUCUUUCUUGUAAAAAAAAAAAAAAACAAAAUCACCAAAAAUGCUAAAAUUUCGUCCUCCUAAACUGGUUUCCCUCCUGAAAGGUCUCAUCAGGGAAUAUCAUAAAAGUAGAAAGAAUUAAAGAAAAAGAAAAAAAAAAGUAUUUAAAUCUUUCUUCUAUGGAAAAGAUAAGAUGCUUAUUUCUUAAUCAUGAGAGAUUUCAUAAUUAUGUACAAAAAGAGGCAGUUUCAGAAAAAAAGAAAAAAUAGCAUCUCUAUGAUAUUUGACUUACUUCUUAGUAAAAAUAAGUAAGGAAAUCAACAAUUCUUAAAGCUAAUGACAAGGUCUGAGAUUUUUCAAAU